Messenger RNA from Meriones unguiculatus (Mongolian gerbil), 9442 nucleotides. RefSeq names its product lines homolog 1 (gene Lins1). Bases 550 to 2832 code for a protein of 760 amino acids. The transcript has 8 exons. Lineage: Eukaryota; Metazoa; Chordata; Mammalia; Rodentia; Muridae. The record is from RefSeq and is a predicted model, not a curated record.
AGCCCCGAGCCCAAGUUGAGCUGGGAGGCGGGGGCAGCGUGUGCGCACCAGGCCGAGCGACGGACGAGGCGACCCGGCCAAGGGCGGGCGAGGAGGGCCCUGGCUCCCUCCCGCUCUGCAGCGCUUCUUGGGAACGAGUGAAAACAGGUGAAUCAGUGAGGGGAUUCAAGGAUGACUGGUGUGGACACAAGAAACCAAUGGCAGAGGAGAGACAGUGCACUCCAAGGUGACCCUUGCACAGACCCCGAGCAAAGCAGAAAAUGCCAUCUCUGCACUCCUGAUUAGGCAACACUUUGGGGGCCAUGGGCAGCAGCCUCCACUUUCCUGUUUUUUCCAGCAGUUCUGUGCAGUGUCCUUCUUCAGCUGCAAAGUCAGCUGGUUUCUGCAACUUCCUUUCUGUGUCCAAACGGUUUAGAUCCUCUGGCUUCUGCAGAUUCCAAGACAGGCUUCGCUGAGGAAACAUCGUAGAGAUUUGUUGUAUUUCUAAACCUCCAAUGUUUACAUUUUGUGGUUAUUGACCCUCUUAUGAAAUAGAUUUUGGAAAUCAAAAUGGAAGGUACCCAAGAAGUUUUGGACCAGUUAUACAAGAAAGUACUUCUUGGAGCCACCCUUGAAGAUGACAUCCAUAGUUACAUCUUUUAUCUCAACCCAGAUCUCUCAGGACAAGCUGGUCAUACAACAUCCUCUUUAGCUCAGGCAAGUGUCAAUGGUGUGCUUGAUGCCAUGAGAGGCCCACAUGGGCCAUCUUCCAGUGAGGUGACCACCCCUCCUGAAGCACAGGAGUGUAUGAAGAGGCAGUUUCACGUGAAUAAGGCCUGGGAGGUGAAGCUCCUCCAGUUAACAGUGGUCCAUGCAAUACUGAGCCAAGUGCUGUCUGCCGAAACUGAGACCCACACAAAGGAGGGGUACAGAGAGCUAAUUGAAGUCCUUUUGCAGUCAACAGAAAUUGAUUCCAAGUUGAUCUGCACGCUCCAGGACUCUGAUAAGUUGUUGUCUCACAUGACUGCGAAGUGCCUCGCAUCGCUCCUUUAUUUCCAGCUGAGAGAGAAGACAACGUUAAGUCAUCCCUGGAUCACUUUUUGCGAGAAGCAUCUCUCUGAAUCCCUGGAGAGUGCUGAAGCAGUGCAUUGCCUGUGGAUCCUUACUGCUGUGAUAAAGGAAAUCCUUAAAGAUACGCAUCCACAGAGAACAGAAAUUCUAAAGCAGCUCUUGACUCCUCUUGAUAUUACUUUUGAAGUGUUCUACAAUUCCUUAUUUUCUCAGCAUUUUGGAGACUUCCGGAAUCCCUCUCACAUAGUCAACAGCCUCGUGUGCUGUCUGGAGCUGCUCGAGCUCCUCGCAGCCUCCAGAAUCCACCUAAAACUGCACUUUAGAAGCCAAAGAAUCUUAUUUUUGAAACCCUGUGCUCUCAAUAUCCUUGCCUGGCCUAUUCCAGCUUUUGUUAAGAGGAAAUUGGUUAUACUCAUCAAAAAGUGUCUUCUCUGUAAAGUGGGAGAAGAUCUCUGCCAUGGAUCUGUGCCCUUUCUGAUGUCACCAGAGCAUCUUCUGGAUGGUGACAUGCUGGCUUUAGCUGAUGCACUUCUGCAUGCUGUGCACUUGGGGUUGUGGAAGGCAUUGUCUAUUCCUGGAAAGCCUUCCUGCUUUGGAGGGGAUGAGGUUCAGCCUGGAUACAGACCCAGGUCUGGUCCUGAUCACGUGACCCUAAGAGCAGCAAGCUUAAUUACAGUGAAAUCCUUAGAAAUCAAGUUCCAGAACUGUACCUCAGCAAAUGAAAUGAAAGUUGACUUGCAGAAGUUCAUGUCCGAGUUACUGGCCUUCUUAAAGCCUCACCUUCAGCCCUCCCUACAACUGUACAACCCAUGUGAAUGGCUGUCCAGGGUCUUCAUAGAGCAGGAUGACGACAUGCUGGAGGCUGCCAAAGCAUCCCUGAGCAUCUACCUCCACUUGACCAGAGACUGGGACCCUUGUGUAUGUCUGACCCAAGAAAAAGAAGCGUGGAUCCAUUACACACAUGGAAAUGGCUGUAAUCCUCACUGUAUUUUCUUAUUCUUCUUAAAAAGUAUAGCCUUUGACUCUACAGUUCUUCUUGACUUCUUGAUUUCCUCAGAAACCUGUUUCCUUGAAUAUUUUGUUAAAUAUUUAAAAUUACUGCAGAAAGACUGGGACCACUUUCUGUCCAUCUGCAAGUUCUUUGCUGCAACAGGACCAAAAUGUGGAGUAAAUGUUCAUGAUCCUCUCCCCUCACUCAUCCACACGGUCCCUCGUGCUCUGGCUUCUCCUGUUGGCUGCAUAAAUGCUUGCCUGUGGAUCCCCCAGGCUUCUGAUGCCGCCUUUGACUCCCAGAGCCAGGCUGUGAUGCCCAAGGAGACCCACACAGUGCCAGCCCAUGGCCCACCUUCCUGGACACCACAGAGUCUGGUAGACUAUGACAGCUCAGGAGGAUCUGAUGAGGAAGCCCCAAGUGAGCGCCUGGUAAACAGCAAACAGAUAUCUCUAUGUCAAGAACUGACCAGGGAAGUUCAGGGCCUGCCUAGGACACGUAAGGAUCAAAAAGAACUAAGCCUGGAGCCUCAGUCGAGGCCUGUGCAUCCCGAAGAGGCCAGUCCUCUCUUCUCUGCCAGUGGGAAUGGUGCUCCAAGUGGGACCAUCCAGGAAGUGGGACCGUUUCUUAGAACACUGAAAUGCCUUGAGGAGCUACACAGUGCUAUUUAUCGUCUGCAGGAGAAAAAUCUCUUUCCAUAUAACCCAGCAGCACUUCUGAAGCUGUUGAAAGGCGUGGAGGCGAAGUGUCAUAACGUGGGAGCCCUGGGUAGCACAGCAGCGUUUGUCUGAGGGGCUUGUUUUCUUUUAUAUUAAUUGAAUUUCUAAGAUAAAUAAAAUUACCUGGUACAGCUCAGUAACAGCUGAAAGUUUAUGCUAGUUCAGACCACACGGAAUUGGCCAUGACAAAUGACUGCAUAUUCCGUAGCGUAAAACAAGUAAGAUUUAGUCUCUUAUUUCUGGAGGCCAGAAGCCUAAAUUCAAGGUGCCAGCAGGGUGGGAUGUCUUUUCUUUUGGUCACAGCAAUGCCGAGUGUCCCUUGCCUGGUAAUGUGUCACCUCAGUCACUGCCUUACGUGGCACUGUCUCUGUGUGCAUGUCUGUCAGAAUACAGUAUGACCUCAUCUUUACACCUGCAAGGAACUUAUACCGCGGUAAGGCACAUUCAUGGCUUCCAAGUGGACAGGAAUCUGGGGGAGAUACUGGCCCAGGACAAUUUUUAUUUCUCUGAAGCGUUUACAUACAGUGAUGUGUAAGAGGAAAACUUUCAAGUCAGGGUCUCUGUAUGUAGCCCAGGAUGGCCCCAAACUUGCUAUGUAGCCCAAAGUGGUCCUGAGCUUACCUUCCUUCUGCCUUGGCCUCUGAAGUGCUGGCAUUAGAGUUGUGUGUACCCUCAUGCCCAUAUCAGAAACACUUGAAGAGGAGUAAUUAGCUCCACCUGCUUCACCUGCACAUGAACAGGAUUCUUAAAGAAAUUAGUGGACAAGAUGGUGAAUGUCUAUAACCUCCACAUGUGGAGGAUGGAGGCAGCAGGUGAUGAGCUUAAGGCCAUCCUGGGCUGAAAAGUUAGGCCAUACCUCAAAAAUAAAAUUAAUUGACAUAAUAUCUGUACUUGAUUGUGUCCCUAGUGUUAUUCUGAUAAGUGUAUCUAAUAUGCAGUGUUCAGAUUGGGGUGAUUAUCACGCCUAGCUCCUCAAUAUUACCAGCUUCUCUUGGGUGUUUCCUCAGUGAAUGGGGUUGCUGGAGUGAUGCCCAUUCUCUUCUCAGUUUGGGAGACCUCCCCAUUGUUUGUGUCUUACAACAGUCCCGCUGUGCAUCCAACCCAUGAUGCCAAGUGCACUUCUGGGCACUUUUUGUUACCUUGGUUAUUUUGUCUUGCUGUGAACAUAGCUUUGCGGUUAGAGUAACAGUACCUCAUUGUGGUUUUGAUUUGCGUUGCCCAGAUUCAAGACAUUGAACGCUUAUCCUUGGGAGUUGUUUGCAUGGCCAAGGAGCCAGUUUCCAGUUUGGGAAGAAACUUUCUCAAGACAGAAAAGCAAAGAGUGAUGGAGGAAGAUGCCAGAUGCCCUGCUCUGGCCGCCACAUGCAUUUGCACAGAUGCACACACCUGCAUACUCACCACACACGAGAGGCAAAUACUUGAUUACCUGUAGUAAUUAGAACAACUUGCUACUUAUUCAGGGAGAAAUGCUAAUUUUAAAAGUCAGUAAAAUAGCAGUCAAAUAGAAGUAUGGAUGGCAAAAAGUUUGGUGAGACAAGUUGAUGAAGGUAUGUGCUGGCAGUGUCUACCAUAUUGGCACUUGAAUUUUUAAGAAUUGUAAUUAUUCUAGUUCAAGGCCUUGCAGUUGCUAGGUAGGCAUUAUAGAGCUGGCUUGCUUUCUCUUAGCUGUCUGUGUGUCCUCUCCCGUGUGCAUCCCUCUUGCCUCGGCUCCCCAGGAGAUGGGGCUACAGGCAAGUACUAAUAAGUCUAGCUCUUUCAUAAUUAGUAAAGCGUCUUAAAGAAUGUGUUAUUAAGGAUUUCACAUUGUAAAAGACAAGAUUAAACAUAUUUCAUUGGAAUAUUACAAAGCUGUAAAUGAAUGCAUUGUAUCUGUGUUAUAGAUGUGAAACUUCUCUAGCAAAAACAGAAAAGAAUAUACUGGGUCUCCAUUUUUUUUUUUUUUAAAAGUACUAGGGCAGGAACAACAGACAUUGACAUCUUCACAUAUUUAUGUAUGUGGUUUUCAUUUGAUACCCAAAGCAUGACUUCCAGGACCCUUUGCUGCCCCCAUCAUGAAGCUAAAAAUGCAUGGAUUUUCCCUUAGUAUAAAGCAGCCUGCUAUGUUCAUACAGCCUGCAUGUAUCCACAUAGAUCACAUACACCUCACACAAUGUGCUUGUGCUGGAAUGCUUAAUUUUUGUAAUACGGGGCAAAAUGAUGCCUCAGUGCAUAAAGGUAUGUACUGUCAGGCAAGUGUAUGUACUCACAGAGUACAUACAUGCCUCCUCCAUUCCCACGCCCAAUCGUGUUUGUCUCAAAAUGUCUCCUGGCUGAAGAUAUGCUGGUCCCCUAAUUCUUUGACAAGGAGGGCAACCCAGCCCAAGAGUGAAUGCAGCUGGAAGGUGAGCCAUUUCCAAUGGAGGUUACUGUUGUUUAUCCCCCUGGCAUAAAAAUGCCUGUGGUGGGAAAGAGAAGCCCAAAGUUAUGUCAUGGAGGGAAGGCCCAGUGGGGACGCCCUCGGACUGCCCCAGCUUCUGCAGCCUCUGCCAGAUGAUUAAGUCCCAGAUUCGCUGGUGUCAUCUGUACUGCUGUUACAUGUUCUUUCACCUGGAAGCUUCACUGAAGGAGACAUUGUGCCCGGACCCUCAAUCAGGAACUCCAACUCAUGCCCAGCAUCACCAGCCAGUUUCUCCUGGCCUUGAUGGGCCCUCAUUUGAUGGCAUUACCUUUUGUCUGCACUCUCAGUUGAACAACUGCCUUGGUUUCUGCUGGUUGUUUUGUGUGUCUAAUUGACGUUCUCCUAUCUGUUGCAUCUCUGUAUCUGCUACUCGCUAUUUAUUCUUUUGCUUGCUGUAUACUUAACAGGCUCUUUUAAAAACCGAAAGUGUGACUGUUGUAGUCCUCUGGACCAUGCAGAACAGAGAGGUACUUUGUUUCUUCCAUUCUUUACUCACUACUAGAAGUAUAUUCCUGUUUGUUUUUGGAAUACCAAGUAACCACAUUUUAGAUGUUUUUAGUAACUGCUGCUUUGUUGCCUCAUGAUUAUCUAUACACACAGCAUGCUAGGUUGAUCAGAUUGGUCAACACUGGCCAUACAUACAGUAAAGCACAGAGUCCAGGCAGGUUACACAGGGUCUUGUGGAGAGGGCCCAGUCUCAUGAACAGCUUCUCCUCCACUGUUUCCCACCUAGCUGCUUGCCCUUACAUGUUUUUAUGGCAGGGGCCUCUGAGGUAUCAGGUCUGGGAAGCUGUCCUGAUUGGUUCCUCACUAUUAGUUCUGAGCUGCCCUGUGCUCUCUGCACUUGACUUUUCCCCAGCUGUAGCAUCUUUCAUAUUAUAUAUACAUCAUCAGGAGGCAGUCCAUCCACAUGUCAGGUUCUUUCUACAUUGUUACCAGUGGGUAGCAGCCAUCACUUUAUAGACAAUGCAAACAAGAGGAGGCUCCUUUCCAGAAGCUGGAGAAUCCUGGGGAACACAGAUGGGUAUAGAAUUAGACCUUGAACUUAGAUGCGUUCCCCAGAUGUCAGCUCUUACUCACAGUGCUCUUUGACUCCCAGAGGUGAUGGUAGAUGGUGAGUACUGUGACAAGUCCUUGCAAGAUGAAGUCACUUGAAAGAUCACCAGCAGGGAAAGGGAGUUGGCUGAGCUAAGUGGAGGCAUCUAGAUAGUCUGGUCUAAGAAUCCUCUCAUAUCCCUCUUGGUGAUUGUUUCUUGUCCUUGGGACACAGCGCCAUGGAUGUGGGUGAAAGCCAAGAUUGUUCCAGCUGUGAGUAUGGGCAGCAGUGGUGUGAUAAGGCCUACAGAAGGAGGAGGGAGUUGAUCCAGUAGCAUCACAGAUGAGACUGUAACAACACCACUCUAAAAGGUAGGAAGCCGAAAAAAAAAAUCCCUUUAAAACAAUGACAACAGAAACCAAUCUUCAGGAGAAAUGCAUAAGAUCUUAAUUUGAAAUCUAGAAAGCUUAGCAGAGCAAAGAAUUUGGAAAACAGGAUGGAAACAUGAUUGCAAUCUGAAAACUGGUUCACAUGGUUCGGUAGUUGAAUUCAAAGCUGUUGCUGCUGCUGCUGCUGCUGGUGAUGAUGAUGAUGAUGAUGAUGAUGAUGAUGAUGAGAAUGUCUUAAACAAAGACCAAGUCCUGUGAGGAAAACAAUGAGUGCGUUUUCACCUAGUGACUUUCAGUACUGUUGUCAGCACAAGAUGGUGGCCAGCAGACAGAAAACCUCUGCUGAAAAUCAGAAGGGCACCAUUAGAGCAAGAUAUGGGAGCUGUUUCCAUGCAGUUAUGACAUUGGCAGAAGAUAUGCUGGCCCGAGGACAGAGGUAAAAGAGAAAGGGGUGCUGAGGGUCUAAGUAGAAGAAAAGUGAAAGGGAGACAGGAGAAAGAAAUACCAAGGGCUUGGGCAGGGCUUCAGGAAGGAAAUAACACAGUUCAGGGUGUGGAGUGAAUAGUCUAAGAAGAGGCUAGCUGCUAGAUAGUUGGAUGACUAAGAAGCUAGUGGGAUGUUGGAGAGAUGGCUCAGUAAAGUGCUUGCCACGUGAGAACUCACGUAAGAAGCCAGGCACAGUGGUUCAAGCCUGCAACACCAGUGCUUGGGAGAGACCAGUAGCAGGAUCCCUGGUCUUCACUGUCUACCAGACUAGCUGAGCUCUUAAGCUCCAGGGUCAGUGAGACAAGGGUCACCCUUGUCUCAAAACGUGGGAAGCUGGGCAGAAUGAUGUCCAAGGCUGUCCUCUGUCCUCUACAUUCACGUGAGCAUUCAAGUACACAUACACACACAUGCACACAGUACACAUGAGGUCUUGGUCUUCUGUUCACUAGGAUGAGAGGCUUACAAGAUUUCCUCCCUGAUGAUCUAUAGUCAGUUACUUGAUUCUGGGGGAGGAGAAGACUUUUUCUUCCCAGUGAUGUGGCCACUAUACUCCUAAAUAAAACUAAUUAAAUUUCUUGGCACAUACAUGCACAGAAUAGAAAAGAAAAAAAGGGGGGGGCCUGAAAGGGAGACUAAAUGAAGAGGAAGGGGAUGUAGGGGAAUAGGGGUAGAAAAACAGGACUAAAAUAUAAUUUAGUUAUUUGAAGUCAUUGGUGCAUUUAGGUUGGUGCAUUUGGGGAAGCCAGUUUAGUCAGACCCCAGUAUGCAUGGAAAGGAAGAAGGCAGACUACACAAGGACGGGGUUUCCAACCUGUUUGUGUUUUCUGUGCCAUCUGAAUAUUGGAGUUUUUUAGUGGCAACCUUAGAAAAUAGGCUUGGAACAUGCCAUCCAAUCCGUAACAGUUUAACUCCGUUACUGAAAGGGGCAUUCCAGUCCAUUGACCUCAUUCUGGGCACUGACUUUAGCUGCCACCCAUCUUCCCAGCUCUUCCUCUGACAUGAGGAACCCACAUGUCACGUGUCUGACACAACCCGCCUAGGGCCUCAUUCAGCAGACCUGCAAGGCACAGGUAUUUGGAAAUGUGACCUACAUACUGAGCUACAACUGGCCUCCUUGUUCAGGACAACAUGCAAAGUUCCUUUGCUUUACUGAAAUGGCCAUUUGCAAAUUGGAGCUGAAAAAAAAAUGCCUUUUUUUGACUGUAUUGACAUAAAUCAGAAUAGCAAACUAAUGUUUAAUGUUCCGAUUAUUCUCAGGAUAGUGAAAGUGAACUUUGUGGUUGAAGCCAUGUGUCCCCCACUUGAUUGCCAUACGGGGUGAAAUGGAUGUUUAUGAAGACCCUGGAUUGAAAGUGUUACUCUCUUCAGGAAUGUGGUUUUACUUUCAAACUUCAGAUCUCAGGUGUUUAAAUAGUGUGUGCUCUGUAUUUCUCUCUCUCUCUCUCUCUCUCUCUCUCUCUCUGUGUGUGUGUGUGUGUGUGUGAAGAUUUAUUUUUAUUGGUGGUGGGGGGUGGUGUAUGUGAAUGUCAUGUAAGUGCCUGUGUCCACAGAGGCCGGAAGAGAGCACCAGACUGCCCUGGAGCUGGAGUUACUGGAUCAUGUGAGCCACCAGGCAUUAUGAGCCACCUAACAUGGCUACUGACAGCUGAGCUCAGAUCCUCUGUAAGAGCAUUACAUAGUCUUAGUCCCUGAGCCAUCUCUCCAUCCCUAAGCUUGGUGUUUAAGCUAAGAGCUGCCUAAUCGCUGAAUGCGGUAGGUUUUCAAGGCACGAGUUACCCAAAAACACCAGGUAAGAAUGCCAAUAGGCCUGUCGUGCCUUUUUGUUGUUGUUUUAGUUUGAUUUCUUUCGAGACAGGGUCUGGCCUCCCUGUGUAGCUAGGCCUCAAGCUCAUUGUCUUCCCAUCAGUGAGUGACUCCUAAGUGCUGGGAUUACAGGCAUAUAUCACCAAGCCCAACAAAUAUUUAUCAUAUGUAUGUAUGUAUGUGUUUGUUGGGCAUGCAUCACCAAGCCCAACAAAUAUUUCUCAUAUGUAUGUGUGUGUGUGUGUCUGUGUGUCUAUCUAUCUGUCUAUCUAUCCAUCUGCACUGUUGGAGUGGCUGUGUUUGAAUGUUUUAAUCUCUCCUGAAGUCUAGCACAUUUGUGAUGGCUAGUGACAUUUUUUUAAAAAGGCAUCUGAUAAAUUUCAAGAAAGGACAGGUUUCUCUAUCUCUGAAUCCUUGGAUAUUUUUGUUUAAUUGCUUGUAUAACUACACUAAAUACUUCUAUAAAAUUUCUUCUUAAUUUUAUUCAUUUUACUGUUUUCUGUAUAAUAAAAUAUGUUUCUUAGUAGAUUA